ACGGACUUCCUGCUCCUCCCGUGAUGUCACGAGUGAGUGUGACGCCACAACGCGGAAGUCGCCGAAGUUUCGGGGGACCGUAGUUUGGUGACGGUGGUGGGGCAGGAGAGGAUGGCGCCGUCCGGGCUGAAAGCGGUGGUGGGAGAGAAAAUCCUGAGCGGUGUGAUUGCCAGUGUGAAGAAGGAUGGAGAGUGGAAGGUCCUGCUCAUCGAUCACACCAGCAUGCGCAUCCUGUCCUCCUGCUGUAAAAUGUCAGACAUAUUGGAUGAAGGCAUCACCAUCGUCGAAGAUGUGAAUAAAAGAAGAGAACCAAUUCCCAGCCUGGAAGCCAUUUACUUCAUCACUCCCAGCGAGAAGUCUGUCCGAGCUCUGAUAUCUGACUUCAAAGACCUAGGUGCUCCUUUGUACAAAGCUGUCCACAUUUUCUUCACCGACACUUGUCCAGAGAGCUUAUUUAAUGAACUGGGGAAAUCCAGAGUACCAAAAGUGAUCAAGACAUUAAAGGAAAUAAACUUGGCGUUCCUCCCAUACGAGUGUCAGGUCUACUGUCUAGAUGCAAAGGACUCUUUCCACACUCUUUUCAGCAAGGUAGAAAAGGAAGCUCGGAACAGAUGCCUGGACAUGCUGGCGGAACAGAUUGCCACGUUAUGUGAGACCUUAAAGGAGUAUCCAGCUGUCAGAUACCGCAGUGGCUAUGAGGACAACACCACCCUCGCUCACAUGGUGCAAGACAGGCUGAACGCUUUCAAAGCCGACAACCCCAGCAUGGGAGAGGGCCCAGACAAGUCCCGCUCCCAGCUUCUGAUUGUGGACCGUGGAUAUGACCCCGUGUCUCCUCUCCUGCAUGAGCUCACCUUUCAGGCCAUGGCUUACGACCUGCUAAAUAUUCAGCAAGAUAUAUACCAGUAUGAGACCACUGGCAUCGGAGACUCCCGUGAGAAGCAGGUCCUUCUAGAUGAAGAUGACGAUCUGUGGGUGCAGCUCCGCCAUAUGCACAUUGCAGACGUGUCCAAGAAAGUGACAGAAUUGUUGAGAUCUUUCUGUGAGAGUAAAAGAAUGACGACGGACAAGGCCAACAUCAAAGACUUGUCUCAGAUACUGAAGAAGAUGCCACAGUAUCAGAAAGAGUUAAAUAAGUACUCCACACACCUUCACCUGGCAGAGGACUGCAUGAAGCAUUUCAAAGGAGGCAUAGACAAACUGUGCGCUGUGGAGCAGGACUUGGCCAUGGGCUCUGAUGCUGAGGGUGAGAAAUUAAAGGAUCCCAUGAAGAUCAUUGUUCCUGUGCUUCUGGAUCCAGCCGUCAAACCUUAUGACAAGAUCCGUAUUAUCGUGCUGUAUAUUUACCUGAAGAAUGGUAUAACAGAGGAAAACUUAACCAAACUAAUCCAGCAUGCCAACAUACAGAGCGACAGCAACAUCAUUCGCAACCUACAGCGCCUGGGAGCCCGUGUGAUAUCCGGGCAGCCGUCCUCCACACCCAACAAACCCGACAGAAAGAUCCGGCCAGAGUCCACCUACCAGCUGUCUCGCUGGACACCAGCACUAAAAGACAUCAUGGAGGAUGCCAUUGAAGACAAGCUGGACAAGAAACAGUGGCCUUUUGUGUCAGAGCCCUGCAACCAAGUGAGCAGCUCUCAGACGGUGGUGAGUGCGCGGUUCGGUCACUGGCAUAAAACGCGCAGCGCGGCAGAAUACAGAUCAGGACCCCGACUUAUUGUCUAUGUCCUGGGAGGAGUUUCCAUGUCUGAAAUGAGAUGCGCCUAUGACCUGACCAAAGCCACGGACUCGAAAUGGGAAGUUCUGAUUGGCUCCACUCACAUAUUAACACCCACCAUGUUCCUGGAUGGCCUGAAGUCUCUGGACCAGCAGCUCCCUAAGAAUGAGUGAAUGCCUCCUCCAUCUUCUAUUUAAUUUCAAGCCCCUUUGGUUCAGAUCUUCACCCUCAUUCGUAACAUUCCAUAAGUCACACUUCGGCGAUGCCAACCUCUGAGGGCACCGACCAUGGGGACAUUCUCCGCUCUGCCAGUGUCCUCUCACCAUGGAGGGGCAUGCGUACCCCUUCUUUAUGUCAGUGGGGUCCACUCACUACCUUAUUAAACCCGGUUUUACCAGCGCACAAGGUUUCCUUACUCUCAGGGCCCUGGAAAAAUGAUCCUUCUUAGUUGUGUUUCUAUCAAAUGGUUAACCCAGUUUCGAUGAUAUAUAUUUUUGUAACCAGAGGGGGGAAAAAAGGUUUCUGAAGGAUAUUUAUAUUGUGAUAGUGUGCCUUACACAACCUGCUAUUCUGCCUGUCUGCAUACCCUCGCCUCCUGGGUCCACCCUCCAGACAUUUCAUGGCCUGUGCUUCAGAUCUGGGAAAGCUGAGUAAUAUAUAGUCUAUAGUGUCGUAUUUGUAUGUAAUUAUUUCUAUCCUGUAACUACAUGUGCACAAAACGGCUGGUCAAACUGUGUAAUAGCAACAAAAAAAA
This is a messenger RNA of Bufo bufo (common toad), 2471 nucleotides long. RefSeq names its product syntaxin binding protein 2 (gene STXBP2). Bases 112 to 1890 code for a protein of 592 amino acids. NCBI's taxonomy places the organism in Eukaryota, Metazoa, Chordata, Amphibia, Anura, Bufonidae. Gene Ontology annotation, molecular function: syntaxin-3 binding. Gene Ontology annotation, biological process: neurotransmitter secretion; vesicle-mediated transport; intracellular protein transport. Gene Ontology annotation, cellular component: secretory granule; plasma membrane. The transcript is spliced from 19 exons. The record is from RefSeq and is a predicted model, not a curated record.